This is a messenger RNA of Suillus discolor, 747 nucleotides long. Its product is annotated as cytidine deaminase-like protein. Lineage: Eukaryota; Fungi; Basidiomycota; Agaricomycetes; Boletales; Suillaceae. Gene Ontology annotation, cellular component: cytoplasm; nucleus. The transcript is spliced from 5 exons. The coding region runs from base 47 to 637 and encodes 196 amino acids. The record is from RefSeq and is a predicted model, not a curated record. Gene Ontology annotation, biological process: tRNA wobble adenosine to inosine editing. Gene Ontology annotation, molecular function: zinc ion binding; tRNA-specific adenosine-34 deaminase activity.
UUUGAAGUCCAAGACUUUUUCGACUUUCUGAUUCCUUGCAAGGAUCAUGGAGGAGGAAGGUAACAAUGUUGAACAAGCCCAGAUGAACAUUGCGCUCAUUCAUCUAAAAUGGAUGCGAGAAGCAAUGGUAAUGGCAGAAGAAGCAUUAGCACACAGCGAAGUGCCGGUGGGCUGCGUCUUCGUCCGGAAAAACAGCAUAAUCGCGCGUGCGAGGAAUCGCACCAAUGAAUUAAGAAAUGCUUCUAGACAUGCCGAGCUCGAAGCUAUCGAUCUUAUCCUCGCUGAUAAGGAGCUGACACCAGAGUCCACUCGUUAUCCUCUGACAGAUACUGUACUGUAUGUCACAGUGGAACCAUGCAUCAUGUGCGCUUCUGCACUUCGUCAGCUAGGCAUUAAAGAAGUCUUUUAUGGAUGUGAGAAUGAUAAAUUUGGUGGGUGCGGGAGUGUGUUAGGUGUCAAUGCGAGCGAGAGGCAUCCAGUUCAUCCAUCCUACCGAGCUACCAGCGGGUACCUUCGAGAAGAAGCCAUAAUGAUUUUACGUCGCUUUUAUGUGACAGAAAACGCAAACGCUCCGAUCCCAAAGCAAAAGUCAAGUCGGGUUCUCAAGACAGAAAUUCCCCCGAAGAUCCAAACCUGACCGCCGCUCACAAUGGUAUUACGUUCCAAACGUUUGAUUGUCAGCAUGAGAAGGCUGUGGCGCUGAUUGCAGGCUUUUUUUUUCACAAGGUCGUCCAGGGCCACAGCAUU